Peronospora matthiolae is the source of this 582-nucleotide messenger RNA. Lineage: Eukaryota; Oomycota; Peronosporomycetes; Peronosporales; Peronosporaceae. The record is from the annotation of a GenBank genome assembly.
AUGCACACGUUGUACGUAGAAGACGACAGCUUUCGCGUCACACGUGAAGGCUUCCCCCAUCCGAGUGACUCAGAAUGGGAGGUAGUCGGCCGCAUGAGUGUGCUCAUGGGCGAACCCGCCAUCAGUGGUAUGUUGGAGUCUCUAAGCAGAGACCAGCAACAUGCUGCUAUCAGCAAGUUCCUACAAGGGGAACUUGCCGUCGAAAGACAGAAGAUAGUAUUGCUACAGCAGCAAGGCUCUCAUCAGUCGAUGGGCGGACCGAAGCACAUGCGUCGACCCGAAACCUUGAAGAUUGACAUCUUAAGGUACAAGGUAACCGACGAAGAUUCCCUUUUGAGAUGGUUCGUCGAGUUGGACGACGCCAUCAGGGCCCGUCUCAUCCAGAGUGACAAGGUGCAAGUCACCUUCGUCUUGUCACACUUGACAGGACGAGCAAAGCCUUGGGCUUUGGGGCUCAAGCUUCACGAUCCAAACGUGUUUGAGUCGUUGGAGAUAUUGAAAUCUCGGCUCAAAGACACGUUUGAACCGCCGAGAGCCGAGAGCAGAGCACGCUCUGCAACCCGAAGGCUCAAAAAUUUUUAG